AUGAUUUUGAACGACCUCUUCCCUAUUCUUGGGUUCCUUACCCUCGCCACUCCAUCCUUCGCCAUCCCUCACAACACCGGCCCGAAAGACCAUGACGGUAGUUGCUUUGUCAAGUUCAACGAUUUCAUUGCAGGCGUCACCGAUGCGACUUAUGACAAAUGGGCGCACACCACUGUUCAGAACGCCACAGCUUUCGAAGAGAUAAAGUCGCACAUCCUCACCAUGUACCAUGGUAUCGGGGAAGUUACCCAUUCCUUCAUUUAUGACGACGAAUAUGGCGACUGCGUAGACGUCAAGAAACAACCUGGCCUACGUCUCCAGGGUAUUGACCACAUUGCCCCUGCUCCCAUUGACACAUGCUCCGAGGAGAAUGCGAAAACAGCGGAUGGUCCUCAAACCCAAUUUGUGGAGUCUCCUUUGAAGCUUGAUCUCAAAGAUAGCUUCGGGAACGUCAUUUAUUGUCGGGACCUCACCAUCCCUUUCCCUCGUUUAACCCUCGAGAAGUUGACCAGCUUUAGGACGCUGGCUGAUUUCUUCAGCAAGGGGAAUGACACCGAGCCUGCUCUUACCAUUGACAAUGGUGGGGAUGGUGGCUCUUCCCGCCGCCAGCUCGUUGCACGUGGAGCUGCUCAGCCCCACCUUUACGCCGUAGCCAGCCAGACCGUUAAAAACUUCGGUGGCAAUUCGUGGCUUAGUCUUUGGAAUCCAGUUGGCGAUUUUUCGCUCUCGCAGCAGUGGUAUGUGGGUGGAUCCGGGGCUAAUCUCCAGACGGUUGAGGGAGGCUGGGUUGUUUAUCCUGGUAAAUUCAAGACCAAGAACGCGGUUCUCUUCAUCUUCUAUACAGCCGACAACUACAAGACGAAGAAGUGUUGGAAUCUGGACUGCGCAGCUUUCGUUCAGACCAACAAGAACUGGUUCUUGGGCCGCGGAUUCACGCAUUACAGCGCCUUCGGUGGGGGACAAUGGGGAUUCGAGAUGCAAUGGAAACUCGUCGGCGGGAACUGGUGGUUGUAUCUCAAGGGUCCUGGAGCUUACGAAGCUGUGGGAUACUACCCAACCAAGAUCUUCGGCUCAGGCCAGUUGUCGAAGAGCGCGGAGGUAGUCGAGUAUGGUGGAGAGGUGACGCGAGACUCGGCAGAUCAUCGCUGGCCGCAGAUGGGUAGCUCAAUCUUUCCGUCUUAUGGGUUCGGUCAGUCAGCGUUCCAGCGUACCAUCUACUACACCGCGCGCGACGAACCCGGUGGAGUUGGUGUCUGGACCAACCUACAGAAACUUGUUAUCGGCUCCAAUAAGUGUUGGGACAUCAACAUCACACAAGCAGCUCAAGGUGGCUCGUGGGGGACAUACUUCUUCUUUGGUGGGCCAGGCGGUCAGACUUGCAAUUAA
This is a messenger RNA of Laccaria bicolor S238N-H82, 1386 nucleotides long. RefSeq lists its product as uncharacterized. The transcript has a single exon. The record is from RefSeq and is a predicted model, not a curated record. The coding region runs from base 1 to 1386 and encodes 461 amino acids. NCBI's taxonomy places the organism in Eukaryota, Fungi, Basidiomycota, Agaricomycetes, Agaricales, Hydnangiaceae.